AUGUCUUUAAACCGCAUCUCUUUCUUAGAGGGAUGGGAGCGCAAUCCUGCAGCAUUUCUACGAGGAAGUCGGGAAGAGCCCUUAUCAGACACCGACUCCGACACUUACCAGGACCUACCAGACACUUCAUCGCUGUCAUCUUCAUUUCCAUCAACGUAUAGCAGACUCAAUUUCAACCCAUAUGCGGGACCUGGCUGGAACGAGGUCACUGAUGAUCAUGAUCGCCCUUCAUUGCUGGGUUCCUUGGGUCUGGUACUGUCCCCCACGACAACUCAGUCUCGUGGGGACCCGCUUCGACCGGCAAGUCCUGCAAGUCCCGCGGUAAGCGGUGCAGCUGAGCUAGGACUACCAAAAGAGCCGGCCUCGUGGUCGGAUACUACAGGUGCCUUUGAGGUGAGCCCCGCAAAACGUGUUGCUCAAAUAUGUUUGGCAGUAGUGUAUUGCUUUCUUGCAGCUGGUGUUGUAUUCGGGUUUGCAGCCUUGAAACCCGUCCUCAUUCGCGAGAAUGUAUAUCGUAAUUUCUGCUCCAAGCAGGAACUUGAAGACGGCGUCGCCGUUUGUGACGGCCAAGAGAUCAGGUAUGGCUUCUUCUCUUCUCUUCCCUUCUUUUCAAAGAAUAGAAGAAGACCUAUCUCCGUAAACAUAAUUGCUGAUGCAUUUCACAACAGGCUAAACUUGAUGUUCACCAUCGCUGCCGUUGGAACCAAUGUCUCAGCUCUGCCCGUAGGAACGAUAUUGGACACAUACGGCCCACGUAUAGCGGGAAUCAUAGGCAGCUUCUGCCUAGCAGCUGGAGCCACCCUGUUUGCACUUGCCGACAAGCUCUCGUUUGAUGGGUACAUCCCAGGAUACCUACUGCUAGCUUUAGGUGGACCAUUCGUAUUCAUUUCGUCUUUCAAUCUCUCCAAUGCGUUCCCCAAACACUCGGGUCUCAUUCUGUCCAUGUUGACAGGUGCCUUCGAUGCAUCCAGCUCUUUGUUUUUAUUCUUCCGACUGCUAAGCGAGCACACUGCAGGCAGUGUAUCUCUACAAAGAUUCUUCUUGGCUUACCUGGUGGUUCCAGUUUUCGUCUUGGCAGCCCAAAUCACAAUCAUGCCAUCGACCUCGUACAAAACAGCUGGUGAAUUGGUUCUCCAGGCUGAGACGCAGGUGAUAGAGGAAAUACAUGACCAAGUAGACGAUACCAUUCAUGAUCGCAAUGAAAGUGAACGCCAACGAAAUGACCGCCGCAUGCUUCGUCAAAGUAUAGUCCAUUCUAUCCAAGGCCUACUUGACGACGGCACAUCUUCAAUAGCAGAAAGCAUUGACGAUAGGGUCUUCAAUAAUAGCAAUGGAUACCGUGACGCAGUCAAUGAUCCCACACGCAGUAAUGGGAAUACCAACACCAACACCAACAUAGACACAAAUACCCCACAGUCUCAGCCUACCAUCCCAAAUGCAAAUACUCCAGACGUCAGCAAAAGUGGUAUCUGGGGCAUCCUUCACGGCCAAUCAGCUCUAUCACAACUGAAAACGCCAUGGUUCAUCCUCCUUUCUCUUUUCACAGUCCUAAUCAUGCUCCGAAUCAACUACUUCAUCACAACCAUCCACAAACAAUAUUCCAACCUCCUCUCCUCCCCAACAGAAGCCACGAAAUUAAACACAGCCUUUGAUAUUCUCCUCCCAGCAGGCGGAUUACUCUCAAUCCCAUUCAUAGGCACAAUGCUCGACAAUCUCCGCACACGAACCGUCCUCUUCAUCCUAGUCACGAUAGCUACCCUGAUUGGCAUCCUAGGCUGUAUACGCGGUAGUACCGUCGCUGCGUAUAGCAACAUUGCCUUAUUCGUACUGUACAGACCAUUCUAUUAUACCUCUGUCUCGGACUACGCGGCGAAAGUGUUUGGAUUCAGGACAUUUGGCAAGGUGUACGGGCUUGUCAUUUUUCUUGCUGGGGUUGGAAAUUUCGCGCAGGCGGUAUUAGAUUGGGUUACACUUGUUUGGUUUUCGGGAGAUCCUGUACCGGUUAAUGUUGGGUUGACUGUUGCUGUUGCUGUUGUUGGGGGGUCGUUUGUUGGGUUUGUAAGUUGGGAAACGGAGAAGGUUUUGCAUGGGGAGCCUGCCAGUGAGGGGGAGAAUCAAAUUCUCAGAGGUGGUGGGAAUGAUGUACAUCCUGAUAUCUUGUCGAGGGAUUGGGAGAGGGAACCUCUAUUGGGCAGUGUGGAGGCUGGACAGAGGCAAGGAGAGCGGUUAUAUGGAUCGUGA
Penicillium angulare is the source of this 2241-nucleotide messenger RNA. RefSeq names its product putative MFS transporter Fmp42. The record is from RefSeq and is a predicted model, not a curated record. NCBI's taxonomy places the organism in Eukaryota, Fungi, Ascomycota, Eurotiomycetes, Eurotiales, Aspergillaceae. The transcript has 2 exons. Gene Ontology annotation, cellular component: fungal-type vacuole membrane. Gene Ontology annotation, biological process: transmembrane transport. Bases 1 to 2241 code for a protein of 746 amino acids. Gene Ontology annotation, molecular function: transmembrane transporter activity.